Rhipicephalus microplus (southern cattle tick) is the source of this 682-nucleotide messenger RNA. It is a transcript of the gene mRpS17, whose product is annotated as mitochondrial ribosomal protein S17. Gene Ontology annotation, cellular component: ribosome; mitochondrial small ribosomal subunit. The record is from RefSeq and is a predicted model, not a curated record. NCBI's taxonomy places the organism in Eukaryota, Metazoa, Arthropoda, Arachnida, Ixodida, Ixodidae. Gene Ontology annotation, biological process: mitochondrial translation. Gene Ontology annotation, molecular function: structural constituent of ribosome.
ACGGAGCCCUUCCACCACUCCAGCUCCAUCGACGUCGAUACCAGCAUGGCGCCCUCUGUGCAUGCAAGCAAGCCGCACAUGUGUAUGUGCGCGUAACGUGCACUCGCGUGCUCAAGUCAUAGGGUACCUUUAAUCUAUGUGUAUUUGCACGCGUGUGGUGUUUGAUUAUAUGCGUGAUUAGUUGCUCGCAGUAAUGGCUGCAGUUACAUCGCCCGCGCUCUUUCUUGGGAAGUGCGUUUCAUCGGCUGUGAAGAAGACUGUUCGAGUUGUUGUUACCCGGUUUGAGCUGGACACCUUUCUGAUGGCGCAUUAUAAAAAGAGGACAGAGUACGAAGCGUUCGAUGCCAACGAGGAGUGUCAACCUGGCGACUGGGUCCUUGUCAAGGAAUUACCAGAACGCCUCAGCCUGAGGAUUGCCCACAAGGUAGAGAAGAUUGUCUACAAGGACGGCAACAUUAUUGAUCCUUUAACUGGCCAGAAAUGCAUUUUCACAGAUUUUGUGAAAGAUGUUGACAAGGAAAGUGAACUUUUCGGUUUGAGCCCACCGCACAAGGCCAAAGCUUUCCCUGACACUCCAGAAGUGAAAGAAAUAUCGAAUAAAUAAGGUCUUCAUGGCUAUAGAGCUUUGUUCGCAAUGCAACAUUGUAGAUAUAGAAAUAAAUUUUGUAAAUAUGUGAAAUGA